This is a messenger RNA of Adineta ricciae, 933 nucleotides long. The record is from the annotation of a GenBank genome assembly. Lineage: Eukaryota; Metazoa; Rotifera; Eurotatoria; Adinetida; Adinetidae.
AUGAUCGGCAAACUCGAAGAUCUUCCGAAUGAAAUUUUAGCGAAUAUUAUGGAAUAUAUUUCCUCACCAAAUGAUAUUUAUCAAGCAUUUAACAAUCUAAAUCAACGUUUUCAAACAAUUCUUCAACAUCUGUACUUAAAUAUCGAUAUAUCUCAUGAAGAUAAACAAAUUUUACUUUCAAAUCGACUGUUUGCAUCAUAUUGCAAUCGUUUACGUUUGUUCAACAUCUGUCCUUCGAUAUCUUUACAUAAAUUUUCUCGACUACGAUCAUUGACAAUGAAAGAACCAACGGAAUCUCAAGUCAAUUCCAUUCGAUCAUCAGUUUUACCUUUACUGGAACAUCUGACUGCACCUCCAACGAUGAUGAUCUUCGAUUGUUUAUUUGGCAAUGAGAAACAACGAUGGAAAAGACUCCACUCUUGUUCGUUUUUACGUUCUCCUCUUCCGAAUUGGAAGAACACAUGGAAAGCAAACUCAACUCUCCGGAAACUAAUGGAUAUUUGCUGUUCACGAGAAAUCCUUACUCAACUUCUAACACUUACUCCUUGUCUUCAAUAUUUACAUGUGGAAAUUCCGGUUAUCGAUGAUUCCACUUGGAAGUAUCCAUUGCACAUUGAUCAUUUAACUUCAUUACAAUUCGAAUUUGUUAGUUUGAAUUAUAACGAUGUUUCAGCUUUGCUUAGAGGAAAUUUACGUCGAUUACAUCUGCGUAUUUAUCGCAAAGAUUACCCAACUGAUUUUCCGUAUUUAGGAGCGUUAAUCGCAUCGAAUGCUCCAGAGUUGAAACAAUUUGAAUGUGAUUAUGAAGAAGAAGAUCAAGUGGAUAUCAACGAGAUUAGAAAUGCACAUCGAAUUUUUAAAAAUUGUGUUCUAUUUCGAACAGAAUUCGAUAAAUCUUGCAAAUUAAUUUGUAAAAACAUUCAGUGUGAUUAG